AUGGGUUACAGGACCGGGCCCACUCUGGCACUUUGUGGCUAUGUUGCUGGAGGAUUUAUCACACUCUGGUACUUUAUGGCAAUAUGGCUGGAGGAUUGGGCACACUCUGGUACUUUAUGGGUAUAUGGCCAGAGGAUUGGGCACACUCUGGUACUUUAUGGCUAUAUGGCUGGAGGAUUGGGCACACUCUGGUACUUUAUGGGUAUAUGGCCAGAGGAUUGGGCACACUCUGGUACUUUAUGGCUAUAUGGCUGGAGGAUUGGGCACACUCUGGCGCUUUAUGGUUAUAUUGGGCACACUCUGGUACUUUAUGGGUAUAUGACCAGAGGAUUGGGCACACUCUGGUACUUUAUGGGUAUAUGGCCAGAGGAUUGGGCACACUCUGGUACUUUAUGGCUAUAUGGCUGGAGGAUUGGGCACACUCUGGCGCUUUAUGGUUAUAUUGCCAGAGGACCGGGCACACCUACAUAUAUGGUACUUUAUGGCUAUAUGGCUGGAGGACUGGGCACACUCUGGGGCUUUAUGGUUAUAUGGCCAGAGGACUGGGCACACUCUGAUACUUUAUAG
Messenger RNA from Pelobates cultripes (western spadefoot toad), 567 nucleotides. NCBI's taxonomy places the organism in Eukaryota, Metazoa, Chordata, Amphibia, Anura, Pelobatidae. The record is from the annotation of a GenBank genome assembly.